CUUGCAAAACUAUACACACAGAAGCAUUAAUUCGUAUAUAUUAUAGAGAGAGAGAGAGAGAGAGAGAGAGAGAGAGAGAGAGAGAGAGAGAGAGAGAGAGAGAGAGAGAGAGAGAGAGAGAGAGAGAGAGAGAGAGAGAGAGAAGAGAGAGAUGGAGAAGUAUGAAUUGGUGAAGGAUUUGGGAGCAGGGAAUUUUGGGGUGGCAAGACUCUUACGCCACAAACAAACCAAAGAGCUCGUCGCCAUGAAAUACAUCCAACGUGGCCACAGGAUUGAUGAAAAUGUGGCCAGAGAAAUCAUUAACCACAGAUCACUUCGCCAUCCUAACAUCAUUCGUUUCAAAGAGGUGGUGCUGACACCGACACAUCUGGCAAUCGUGAUGGAGUACGCCGCCGGCGGUGAACUCUUCGACCGGAUCUGCACCGCCGGAAGAUUCAGCGAGGACGAGGCUAGAUACUUCUUUCAGCAGCUGAUUUCUGGAGUCUGCUACUGCCACUCCAUGAAAAUAUGCCAUAGAGAUCUGAAACUGGAAAACACACUGCUGGAUGGAAGCCCAGCACCCCGUCUCAAGAUCUGCGACUUCGGCUAUUCCAAGUCGUCGGUGCUGCACUCGAGGCCCAAGUCCACCGUCGGAACGCCGGCGUACAUCGCGCCGGAGGUUCUCUCCCGCCAAGAAUACGACGGAAAGAUGGCAGAUGUGUGGUCUUGUGGGGUAACUCUUUACGUAAUGCUUGUUGGAGCUUACCCCUUCGAAGAUCCUGACGACCCUAAGAACUUCAGGAAAACCAUUUCCAGGAUCGUGGCUGCGCAGUAUAAAAUACCAGAUUACGUCCACGUCUCUCAGGAUUGCAGGGACAUGCUCUCUCGUAUUUUUGUAGCCAAUUCUUCUAAGAGAAUCAGCAUAAAAGAGAUAAAGAGCCAUCCAUGGUUCUUGAAGAAUCUCCCCAAGGAACUCUCGGAAUCAAACCAGUCAGUUUACUUCAAUAGAGACAAUCCUAGUUUCUCCCUCCAAAGCAUCGAUGAGAUUAUGAAAAUUGUGAGCGAAGCCCGAAAGCCGCCUCUGUCAUCCAGGCCGGUCCUGGGCUUCGGAUGGGGAGGAGAAGAGGAGGAAGAAGAAGAAGUAAAAAAAGAUCAUAUUGAAAAGGAAGACGAGGAGGAGGUAGAAGAAGAAGAAGAAGACGACGAGUAUGAUAGACAAGUGAAGCAAGUUCAUGCUAGCGGCGAGUUUCACCUCAAAUAGUAAUUUGUGCUUCUUCAAUUUAGCCACUAAUAUAUUAAUGGACCAUAUGUUAACGAACAAGUCAUUUUAAUUGAAUAUAUAGAUUUUAUUUUAUUUUAUUUUUUAAUUUUGGAUUUUAUGUAUACCCACGUAAAUUGCAAUUCGAAUUUUUAACUAUAUAUAUUAUUGUGGUUUUUAUCCUA
Molecule: messenger RNA, 1422 nt
Organism: Andrographis paniculata
Lineage: Eukaryota; Viridiplantae; Streptophyta; Magnoliopsida; Lamiales; Acanthaceae
Product: serine/threonine-protein kinase SAPK7-like
Exons: 9
Coding region: 152-1240 (362 amino acids)
Biological process (GO): protein phosphorylation; intracellular signal transduction
Molecular function (GO): ATP binding; protein serine/threonine kinase activity
Source: RefSeq, a predicted model, not a curated record